This is a messenger RNA of Auanema sp. JU1783, 477 nucleotides long. The record is from the annotation of a GenBank genome assembly. Lineage: Eukaryota; Metazoa; Nematoda; Chromadorea; Rhabditida; Rhabditidae.
AUGGAUCAUUCAGCUCAUCAUCACCAUGAUCAUGCCUCUCCCAAUGAAAACAGUGUUAAUCAUAUGGGACAUGCUAUGUCUUUCCAUUUCGGGAAAAUGGAAACGAUACUGUUUGAUUUUUGGAUGCCCAAUAGCGUUGCAGGAAUGGUGCUCUCUUGUGUUGCUAUAUUGAUUACAUGUUUCAUCAUGGAGACCAUCAGAUGGUUGAGGCAAUAUCGCUCAGUUCAGAAGUCUCUGAGCUCAGAUGUGACUCCUGAACAACGUCUCAGAUUAAACCCCACUUUCACGAGCUCUAGUAUCUUUGAGAGUUUUCUUCAUUUCGUCCAGUUAUUCUUAAGUUAUUGUUUAAUGCUGAUUUUCAUGACUUUCAAUGUGUGGCUCUGUCUGGCUGUUGUAUUCGGAGAAGUUUUGAGCCGUUUAUUCUUCCAAAUACUCUUUCCUUUCCUUGAACACACGAGUUCCUCUUGUGGUAAUUGA